Molecule: messenger RNA, 1593 nt
Organism: Ananas comosus (pineapple)
Lineage: Eukaryota; Viridiplantae; Streptophyta; Magnoliopsida; Poales; Bromeliaceae
Product: pentatricopeptide repeat-containing protein At5g59600
Exons: 1
Coding region: 93-1472 (459 amino acids)
Biological process (GO): RNA modification
Molecular function (GO): RNA binding; protein binding
Source: RefSeq, a predicted model, not a curated record
AAUAAUCGCCAGCGUCGGCCGUUUCGCCACCGACUUCUAUUUAAGUUCUGUGGAAGAGCCGCGAAAGCUUCGUGUUAAGACGUCCGAAGAGAAUGUCGGGAUCAUCAAAUGUCAGCCGUUGGAUCGCCCUCAUCGCCAAAUCUUCCCGCCAGGGAUUUUACAAAGAGACCCUCCGUCUUUUCCACCAAAUGCAAUCCGAGGGCUUCGGACCUCACCCUUUCGUUCUCCCAAACAUUCUAAAAGCUUGUGCUCACCUCUCCGAUCUAAGAACAGGUCGACUACUCCACUGCCUCGCUGUUCGCCAUUCGCUGCAUUGCGAUGCCUUCGUCAUUAGUGCCUUGAUCGACAUGUACUCCAAAUGCAGCCGACUCCGCCUUGCCCGUCAGGUGUUCGACGAAAUGGCUGAGAGAGAUCUAGUAGUGUGGAAUUCUAUAAUUUCAGGAUAUGCCCACCAGGGUUUCCCGUACCAUGCAAUGGUUUUGUUCGUAAAGGUGCGAUUUUUCGGGAUAGAACCAGAUUUAGUAACUUGGAAUGCGCUCAUUUCCGGCUUCUCUCGAUUGGCUUGUGAUCGAUUUGCCCUGGAGUUGUUUAGAGCGAUGCAAAUUGACGGGAUUAAGCCCGACGUGGUUACGUGGACAUCGAUUAUAUGUGGGUUGGUGCUGAAUUUUAGCUACGAUAAAGCUCGGGGAAUGUUCAGGGAGAUGAUAGUCGGUGCACGGAUAUCUCCGACCGCAGUUACGGUUAGUAGUCUCUUACCGGCUUGUGCCAAUGUUGCGGAUGUGAGGCAUGGCAAGGAAAUCCAUGGCUAUGCUGUCGUACUUGGCGUCGAAGAAGACAUGUCGGUAAGUAGCUCUCUUAUUGACAUGUAUUCCAAGUGUGGGCUCAUACUUGAAGCAAAAAGGGUUUUCGAGAAGAUGGGAAUAAGGAGUACGGUUACGUGGAACUCGAUGAUAUUUGGGUUGGCGAAUUCGGGGCAUUGCCACGACGCAAUGAGUCUCUUCCAUCGGAUGCACAAUGAAGGCGUAAGAGCCGAUCACUUAACUUUUACAGCAGUUUUUACAGCUUGCAGUCAUGCCGGAAUGGUCGAAAUCGGAAGAAGUUUAUUCCGAUCAAUGCAGGAAGAGUACGGCAUUAAACCGAGGUUGGAGCAUUAUGCUUGCAUGGUCGACUUGCUCGGCCGAGCCGGGAAAAUUCUCGAAGCGAAUAACCUGAUCGAGGAGAUGCCGACAAAGCCGGAUCGUUUUGUAUGGGGAGCGCUGUUAGGUGCGUGUCGGAACCACGGGAACAUUGAGCUUGCCGAGGUGGCCGCUUCUCGAUUGUUAGAACUCGAGCCUGAGAGUGCGGCAGGUUGCGCUCUGCUGUCGAAUUUGCUUGCUGAUGCGGGGAGAGAGAAGGAUGCUAUAAAGCUAAAGAAAUUGAUGAAGAGGCGGAGACUAAGGUUUUCAGGGUGUAGCUGGAUGCAGGUGGCUUAAUUUAGGAACUGCCGUUUGAGAUUGGCUUUGGUGCAAUUGCAGAUGUCUCAGCUAAAGGUGUCCAAAAUAUUCGAUAUCCCAUACCCGAUCCGGACCCUACCCGGAUCCGAACCGGACCCGA